Molecule: messenger RNA, 758 nt
Organism: Equus quagga
Lineage: Eukaryota; Metazoa; Chordata; Mammalia; Perissodactyla; Equidae
Gene: MALSU1
Product: mitochondrial assembly of ribosomal large subunit 1
Exons: 4
Coding region: 26-730 (234 amino acids)
Biological process (GO): negative regulation of ribosome biogenesis; negative regulation of translation
Cellular component (GO): mitochondrion
Molecular function (GO): ribosomal large subunit binding
Source: RefSeq, a predicted model, not a curated record
CGUGAGUCGACGCGCGGCGACGGCGAUGGGGCCGGGCCGCUGCAUGGCGCGGCGGCUCGGGCCGCUGCUGUGGGGUAGGGCCCUUUCUCCGGGAGCAGGGCCCGCGGCAAGCGUGGGGCCUCGACUUCGGCCGCUGGCCGUGGGGCGACUGCUGGCGGGCCCGGCGCUCGGCCGGGUCUGCCUGAUCUCCGACCGUGCUCGCGGCCUGCACGGGGGGCCCGGCCUGGAGGAGCUCCGGGAGCGGGCAGCCGGCGAGGGUCGCCCCGAGUCAGGCACAGCAGAUCAUACUGGUCCCAAGUUUGACAUCGAUAUGCUGGUUUCACUUCUGAGGCAAGAAAAUGCAAGAGACAUUUGUGUGAUCAAGGUUCCUCCAGAAAUGAAAUAUACAGAUUACUUUGUGAUUGGUAGUGGAACUUCCACCCGACACUUACAUGCCAUGGCCUACUACAUUGUGAAAAUGUACAAAUACCUGAAAUGUAAAAGUGAGCCUCAUGUUAAGAUCGAAGGGAAGGACACUGAUGACUGGCUCUGUGUGGACUUUGGCAGCAUGGUGAUUCAUUUGAUGCUUCCAGAAACCAGAGAAACCUAUGAAUUAGAGAAAUUAUGGACCCUACGUUCUUACGAUGACCAGUUAGCUCAGAUAGCACCUGAGACAUUACCUGAAGACUUCAUUCUUGGAAUAGAAGAUGACACUUCAUCCCUGACUCCAGUGGAGGUCAAAUGUGAAUAAAAUGAUAUGAACUGCUUUAGUCAUUUCA